AUGUUUCGAGCCGUCACAACGUUGGCGUUGCUCGGCGGCGGCGUCCUCCUGCCGACGACGAGUGCCACAGACGACGCCUCCUCCUCCUCCUCCUCUUCCUCGACGAGCGCAAAGCCGUUGACGUCCAAGCCCGGACAGACGGCGCCGAUCCCCAACUGGCACUUCCAAUCCUCGGCAAGCGUCGACAACAACCUCACCGCGCUGUCCGGGCCGGGCGUCGACACCUCGGCAUGGCACUUUGUCGACGCGCCCAGCUGCACGCUCAUGGGCUGCCUCCUCAAGUCGGGGACGUACCGUGACGACGAGCUGUGGUUCUCCGACGCGCUCAGCAGGGUCAACGCCAGCGCCUUCAACGUGCCCUGGAUCUACCGCGGCGAGUUUUCCCUCCCGAAGGCCCGUCCGGGCCAGCAGCAGCAGCAGCAGCACUUUCUCCUCGAGACGCACGGCAUCACCUCCAAGGCGGACCUGUAUCUCAACGGGCACGAGGUCGCCAACGCGAGCUUCCAGUCCGGCGCGUACGGCGGCCACUCGUACGACGUCACGCGCUUGGUCCGCGAGGCCAACGUCCUGGCCGUGAGGGCGUACAACACCAGCUACGACUACGACUUUGGCGUCAGCUUCGAGGACUGGAACCCGCCCGCGCCGGACCACGGCACGGGCAUCUGGCGGGACAUUGACGUGCGGCAGACGGGCCCCGUGGCGCUGAAGCCGCUGGCCGUCACCGUGGACAUCGGCUUGCCGGUCGAGAAGCACGAUGCCGAGGUUACGGUGCAUGCCACGGCGAGGAAUCUCGAGGACCGCCCGGUCAAGCUGUCGGCCAGGUGCACAAUCUCGGACCCGAAGGGCAAGGAGGUCGCCGACGAGGAUGAGCAACGCAUCAUCACCCUCGCACCAUUCGAGACGAGGACGGUCCAGUUCACCAAGACGGUGAAGAAGCCGCAGAUUUGGUGGCCGAAGCAAUGGGGCGCGCAGCCGCUGUACAGCGCAAACGUGGUCUUGUCCGUCGACGACGCGGCGGCCCUCUCGGACGCCGCGCAGACGUCGUUUGGCAUCCGGACCGUCACGUCCGAGGUCAACAGGCACAACGACACCGGCUUCGCCGUCAACGGGUAUCCGUUCCAGGUGCUCGGGGGCGGCUACGGGGCGGACAUGUUCCUGCGGUGGGACGCGGCGCGCUUCACGGCCAUCGCCAAGUACGUGCUCGACAUGGGGCUCAACACGAUCCGCCUCGAGGGCAAGAUGGAGCAGCCGGAGCUGUACGACAUCGCCGACCGCAUGGGCCUCUUCGUGAUGCCCGGGUGGGAGUGCUGCACCAAGUGGGAGGCGUGGAUCUACAACACCGAGGACUUCUCCGACCCCCCCCUCUGGGACGACGGCGACUACGCCACCGCGCAGGCCAACAUGGUCCACGAGGCGGCCGCGCUGCAGACGCACCCCAGCGUGCUCGCGUACCUCGUCGGCAGCGACUACUGGCCCGACGACCGCGCGACAAAGCUCUACGUGGACGCGCUGCGGGCCGCGCACUGGCAGACGCCCAUCAUCUCGUCGGCGGCGAAGCGCGGCUUCCCGCAGCUGCUCGGGCCGUCGGGCAUGAAGAUGGACGGGCCGUACGACUGGAUCCCCCCCAACUAUUGGUACGACGUCGACCCUUCGGAGGCGCGUCUCGGCGCGGCGUUUGGCUUUGGCUCCGAGCUGGGCCCCGGCGUCGGCACCCCUGAGCUGGGCAGCCUCAAGAAGUUUCUCAACGAGACGGACAUGGACGAUCUGUGGAAGAGUCCCGGGAAGGGACUCUAUCACAUGUCCACGUCGGCCUCCAAGUUUCAUACGCGAACGAUAUACAACGCCGGGCUGUUCCAUCGAUAUGGCGCGCCCACGUCGCUGGACGACUACCUCAUGAAGGCGCAGCUGACCGACUACGAGGCGACGCGGGCCCAGCACGAGGCCUACUCGGCGCACUGGACGUCGGAGCGGCCCGCAACGGGGAGCAUCUACUGGAUGCUCAACAACGGCUGGCCGAGCCUCCACUGGAACCAGUUCGACUACUACCUGCACCCGGGCGGUUCGUACUUCGGCACCAAGACGGGGUCACGCGUCGAGCACGUCGCGUACGACUAUGUCCACAAGCAAGUCUGGCUCAUCAACCACUCGCUCGGGCAAAGGGGCCGUCGCAGCGUCGAGAUUGAGCUCAUCGACCUCCAAGGGCGGGUGCUCUCCAGCAAGACGGUCAGCGCCGAGACGGCCGUCAACGGGGCCAAGACGAUUGCCGCCGUGGACAAGGUGGUCGACGGGAUCAAGGACGUCGGGUUCCUGCGGCUCAGGCUGAUGACGCACGACGGCAAGACGACGCUGAGCCGCAACGUGUACUGGCUGGGCAAGCAGGUCGACGCGCUCGACUGGGGCAACUCGACGUGGUACUCGACGCCCGUGAGCGACUACGUCGACUACACGGCGCUGAGCGGCAUGAAGAAGGCCGACGUCGCCGUCAAGGUCGGACACGAGCAGCAGCAGCAGCGGGCCGUGGUGCUGGAGAACCGGUCCGGGGUGCCGGCCUUCUUCGUGAGCCUGAACCUCGUGGACGCGCAAGGGGAGGACGUGACGCCCGUGGGGUGGUCGGACAACUACGUCACGCUGUGGCCGCACGAGACGCUGUCGCUGACGGUCGACGACUGGGAGGGCAGAGGGGCGGCGGUGCGGGUCAAGGGGGUGAACGUCGACGCGGCCGAGGUGAAGCUGCGAUGA
This is a messenger RNA of Purpureocillium takamizusanense, 2739 nucleotides long. Its product is annotated as Exo-1,4-beta-D-glucosaminidase. Gene Ontology annotation, molecular function: hydrolase activity, hydrolyzing O-glycosyl compounds. Lineage: Eukaryota; Fungi; Ascomycota; Sordariomycetes; Hypocreales; Ophiocordycipitaceae. Gene Ontology annotation, biological process: carbohydrate metabolic process. The record is from RefSeq and is a predicted model, not a curated record. The transcript has a single exon. The coding region runs from base 1 to 2739 and encodes 912 amino acids.